UGCUUGCCCGAGCUGUCUGUACGAUAUCAUGUCGCCGCGGAACGCUGAUGAGGAGACACCGCUGCUCGCCCAUGAGCAGCGUAAGAAGAAGCAGACCCCGAUACCAUGGGCUCAGUUUUCUAUAGUGUUGUUCCUGCAGCUAGCAGAGCCUUUGACGUCUCAGGUCAUCUACCCGUUCACUCCUGACCUCAUUCGGAAUGUCGGGAUAACCCACGGCGACGAGACGAAAGUCGGGCACUAUGUCGGGAUGUUGCAAUCUCUAUUCUUCGCAACGCAGGCAUUGACUGUCCUACACUGGAGUCGUAUAUCCGACCACGUAGGGCGAAAGCCGGUCAUCUUAACUGGCCUCGCCGGCCUCUCAAUAUCCAUGUACUGUUUCGGCCUCUCUCGGACAUUCUGGGGCUUAGUACUGAGUCGCUGCCUGAAUGGAGCCCUGAACGGCAACAUUGGUGUCAUCAAGAGCAUGAUGGCUGAGCUCACAGACUCUACGAACAUCGCCCGAGCAUACGCUUAUAUGCCUAUCGCGUGGUCCACUGGGGGGACAUUGGGUCCCAUCAUCGGUGGCAUGCUUUCACGACCCGCUGAACGAUUCCCUAAUAUCUUUGGGCAUAACGAAUUUCUGAUAAAGUAUCCUUAUUUUCUCCCGUGUGCCGUCCCGGCGACGUUCACGGUCAUCGCAUGGCUAGUAACCUUCUUCUUCCUCCAGGAGACCGUGAAAUCUCCGAAAUCCAUAGGUCGUAUGUUCAGGCUGCGGGAAAGCAAAGAGAACCUCACCUACCAAAAUGUCACCGGCAUACAGAGGCAGCCGACGCAACAAUCUGUACCUACGAAGGGUAAGCUCGCGGAGGAAAAGGAGGAGCCGUUGCCGCUGCACGAGCUCAUGACCCCGCGCGUCCUCGUAUCUGCCGCCAACUACGCCUUCCUCGCCAUCGUCGACAUAGCGCUGCGUGCCGUGCACCCGUUGUUCCUGUCCACGCCCAUCGAACUCGGCGGUUUGGGGCUCCCUCCCCACUUCAUCGGGGUCGUAUUGUCUGGGUUUGGUAUCCUGAACGGUAUCUUCCAGAUAUUCUUCUUCGCCAAGAUCCACGACAGGUUCGGGACGAAGAACGUGUUCAUUGUCGGCUUGGCGGCUACGAUGCCGGUGUUCGCCAUGUUCCCUUUCAUUAACUGGGUGGCCAGGGCCGAAGGGCUCAGCCUGCUCGUCUGGGCUCUCGUCGCGGGCCAAGUUAUCAUAUCAAUCCUCACAAGUCUAUCAUACGGUUGUAUCUUUAUCUACAUCACUGCAUCCUCCCCGAACAAGGCAUCCAUUGGCGCCACGAACGGCCUCUGCCAGAUGACCGUCUCCGUAAUGCGUGCCAUCGGCCCCGCCGGCGCCAACUCGCUCUUCGCACUCUCGAUAGACCCUGCGCGGCAUUACCUCGGUGGGCAUCUCGUGUACUACGUCCUGGAGGUGCUCGCGUUUGUCUCGAUUUGCGUGGCGCUUCUGUUGCCCAAGCAGGUUUGGGCGAGCUAGAUGGGCAGGGACACAGCUCCUAUUUUCAUUUGAUGUUCAGUUCGGGUCUUACCGAGAUAGAUUUGUGGAUUUUACUUUUCCUGUUGUACUAGAUAAUACACAGACACGACUG
Molecule: messenger RNA, 1625 nt
Organism: Gloeophyllum trabeum ATCC 11539
Lineage: Eukaryota; Fungi; Basidiomycota; Agaricomycetes; Gloeophyllales; Gloeophyllaceae
Product: MFS multidrug-resistance DHA1 sub-family
Exons: 6
Coding region: 29-1513 (494 amino acids)
Biological process (GO): transmembrane transport
Molecular function (GO): transmembrane transporter activity
Source: RefSeq, a predicted model, not a curated record